Messenger RNA from Jaculus jaculus (lesser Egyptian jerboa), 2899 nucleotides. RefSeq names its product solute carrier family 33 member 1 (gene Slc33a1). Lineage: Eukaryota; Metazoa; Chordata; Mammalia; Rodentia; Dipodidae. The coding region runs from base 463 to 2112 and encodes 549 amino acids. Gene Ontology annotation, cellular component: membrane. Gene Ontology annotation, molecular function: acetyl-CoA transmembrane transporter activity. The transcript has 6 exons. The record is from RefSeq and is a predicted model, not a curated record.
GAAGGGAUUUAUUUGAGCCUGGAACCACUUCCUGAAGCGCGAGGCAGGAAGUUAUUCGGUAACCCUAGAGUCAGGUGAAGAAAGUGGUCUCGGCCGCAUUGGUAAUUACGCGAGCCGGAGGUGGAUCGGCUGGAGGGACCUGCGGCUUGCAGCACCUAGGAACCCGUUUCCAUCGCAGCAACACGGGCCCUUCCGCCAGCCCCGGGCCCGGCGCGGCGGCCCAGGGGGCUUCUUCAGCCUCUUUGGAGCCGCUUCAAGGGACUUCCACAUCCCCUGAGCCUCCAGCCAGGGGUCUGGCUCCCUUCAACAGUAAGAAGUGCUCUCGCCACCCCAAACCCUCCCUCCCCACAUUAAGGCCACAAGAUCCUGGUCCGGAGCGACUGCCUUGGACCUGGAACUAGACACGGGUCCAAAACGCUCUGCCCCGACAUACCACAGACAGGGCUCUGCGUCGUCUCUGAUAUGUCACCGACAGUCUCCCACAAGGACAACAGUCGACAGCGGCGGCCAGGGAUGUUCAGCCACGCUCUGGAUAUGAAAAGCGGUCCACUGCCGCCGGGGGACUGGGAUGACAGUCGUCAGGACUCUGUGGACUGGGAAGCCGACCGAGCUCUUAUGAGCGAUGCUGACACCAGUGAGGUCUCUAAAGCCCCACGGAGCUUCCGGGCCGAACUAAGCAGCGUUUUGCUACUGCUUUUUCUUUAUGUGCUUCAGGGCAUUCCCUUAGGCCUGGCUGGAAGCAUCCCUCUCAUCUUGCAGAGCAAAAACGUUAGCUAUACCGACCAGGCCUUCUUCAGUUUCGUCUUUUGGCCCUUCAGUCUCAAGUUGCUCUGGGCUCCCUUAGUUGACGCGGUCUACUUUAAAAACUUCGGUCGUCGCAAAUCUUGGCUUGUCCCUACACAGUAUAUACUCGGACUCUUCAUGAUCUAUUUAUCUACUCAAGUGGACAAUUUGCUUGGGAAUACCGAUGGCAGAACACCCGAUGUGGUGGCCCUCACCGUGACAUUCUUUUUAUUUGAAUUCCUGGCCGCCACUCAGGACAUCGCUGUGGACGGUUGGGCGUUAACUAUGUUAUCCCGGGAGAACGUGGGCUAUGCUUCCACUUGCAAUUCGGUGGGCCAGACAGCAGGCUAUUUUUUGGGCAAUGUUUUGUUUCUGGCUCUUGAAUCUGCUGACUUUUGUAACAAAUAUUUGCGCUUUGAGCCUCAAGCCAGGGGAAUCGUUACUCUUUCAGAUUUUCUUUUUUUCUGGGGAACUGUAUUUUUAAUAACAACAACAUUAGUUGCCCUUCUGAAAAGAGAAAACAAAGAAGUAUCAGUAGCUAAAGAAGAAACCCAGGGAAUCACAGACACUUACAAGCUGCUUUUUGCAAUUAUAAAAAUGCCAGCAGUUCUGGCAUUUUGCCUUCUGAUUCUAACUUCAAAGAUCGGCUUUUCAGCAGCAGACGCAGUAACAGGACUGAAAUUGGUAGAAGAAGGAGUACCUAAAGAACAUUUAGCCUUAUUGGCAGUUCCAAUGGUUCCUGUGCAGAUAGUAUUACCUCUGAUUAUCAGCAAAUACACUGCAGGUCCCCAGCCACUAAACGUAUUUUACAAAGCCAUGCCCUACAGAUUAUUGCUUGGAUUAGAAUAUGCUUUGCUAGUUUGGUGGACUCCUAAAGUAAAGCAUCAAGGGGGGUUCCCUGUAUAUUACUAUGUUAUAGUGCUGCUGAGUUAUGCAUUGCAUCAGGUUACAUUGUAUAGCAUGUAUGUUUCCAUAAUGGCUUUCAAUGCAAAAGUCAGUGACCCACUUAUUGGAGGAACAUACAUGACCCUUUUAAAUACUGUCUCUAAUCUGGGAGGAAACUGGCCUUCUACAGUAGCUCUUUGGCUGGUGGAUCCCCUUACAGUGAAAGAGUGUGUAGGAGCAUCAAACCAGAAUUGUCGGACACCUGAUGGUAUUGAGCUUUGCAAAAAACUAGGUGGAUCGUGUGUUACAGCACUGGAUGGUUAUUAUGUGGAAUCCAUUAUCUGUGUUGUCAUUGGAUUUGGUUGGUGGUUCUUUCUUGGUCCAAAAUUUAAAAAGUUACAGGACGAAGGACCAUCUUCAUGGAAGUGUAAAAGGAGCAACUAAUACAUAUAUUAUUGGACAUUUUAGGAGGUAACUAAUUUAGUUUUAUUGAGAGUUAUGAUAAUCAGUGUGUAAUAACAUAUUAUUUUAAAUGCCAAAUGAUUGAAAAAUGGAGAUUUCUCUAUAUUUUUGAUCAUAUGUUUUCCUUGCCUUGUUAAUGUAUUUAAAGUUUACUUAAGGUCAGGAAACAACUUUCUUGGCCUUGUCAUUUGAUUUUUCUUUUAAUUUACUGACCAAACCAUAUUUUAGGCUGCAAUGCAAUAAUCACAGGAGAUAAACAAUGCAGUCAAGUAUUUAAAAUUUUGGUACAGUGUAUUAAAUGGAACAAAGCUUAUUAUUCAGGUACUAACUAUUACUAGUUUAAUGUUUAUGGCAGUUAAAAUCUCAUCUUUAAUUAUAAAUUUGUUAAAUUUUAUGUAGAAUUUGUCGAAUAGAAAAUGUAGUCUAUUAAAACUAGUUGGUUUUUUUUUACUAUACUCACAUUGUACAAAUGAAUCUGUUAAAAAUACUAUUUAAAAUGUAUUUCUUGCUUUUGUAAGCAUUAAAGAUUUAUAAAAAGUAUUCAAACUAUUUUUUAUAAAAGGAAUCUUUUUAAUUUAUUAAUUUCUUCAUCCUUACCUCCUUUUUGCAAAAGAUACUUUAAUUCUUGUUGACCUUUACCCUAAGGGUUACCUAUGAUUUUUGUCACAAGCGUUUCAUGGCGCAAACACAGACAGCUAACAAAGGGAUCAAAUUUUGUACUGAAUAUAUGUUCAUGGGAAAGUUUUAAAAAUAAAGAUGAACUCCUACA